Molecule: messenger RNA, 440 nt
Organism: Drosophila santomea
Lineage: Eukaryota; Metazoa; Arthropoda; Insecta; Diptera; Drosophilidae
Product: dynein light chain roadblock-type 2
Exons: 1
Coding region: 12-398 (128 amino acids)
Biological process (GO): microtubule-based movement
Cellular component (GO): centrosome; cytoplasm; cytoplasmic dynein complex
Molecular function (GO): dynein intermediate chain binding
Source: RefSeq, a predicted model, not a curated record
UUCACCUAAGUAUGCGAUCAAUCAACACUCACAUCAAAGCACAUUUAUCAGCUCUACAGCCUCUACAAUUAAAUUUUAUAUACAAGUAUUUUGCUGUCCUCAAAAUGUCCGCGGAAAUCGAAGAAUUACUAAAACGCUACCAAAACUAUCCCAAUGUUGCUGGCAUAAUUAUUUUGGACCCGUUCGCUAUACCAAUCAAGACUACCAUGGAAUACACCUUGACGGUGCAUUACGCGGCUUUAAUCAGCACCUUAACUUAUAAGGCGGCCAAAAUGAUUUCAAAUUUAGAUGCUAGCAAUGAGCUAAUGACAAUACGCCUACGAACCAAAGUGCAUGAAGUGAUUGUGCUUCCGUCCGAGAACUACAUAAUUAUUGUGGUGCAAAAUCCAGGCACAUAAUUCAUUAUAAUAAACUAUGUACUACUCUUUUUUCUGACUUUA